Cloeon dipterum is the source of this 993-nucleotide messenger RNA. RefSeq lists its product as uncharacterized. Lineage: Eukaryota; Metazoa; Arthropoda; Insecta; Ephemeroptera; Baetidae. The coding region runs from base 1 to 882 and encodes 293 amino acids. The transcript has 5 exons. The record is from RefSeq and is a predicted model, not a curated record.
AUGACUUUCAUCGAAUGUGGCGGCAUGAGAGGCCGCUCAGGCAUCCCGAAAAAACACCAUGACCCUGCGUCCCCGACUCUCGUCCUCUUCGCAAUCCUAUUUCCAGGCUGUGUGGCAAUCUCGCAAGGAGUUAGCGCGAGCGCCCUUCCAAAGACAGCGGCAACAACUGCGGCCCCCGUGGCCGAAGCGGCCGCUUUAAUUCGCCAACAGCAGUCGCAGAAAACUGAACUGGAGCCUGAGGAAAGGGCAGAUAACGUUCAAGAAAUUAUUUUAGAAGAGGAGGAAGAAAAUUCAUCCGCGAAUGCAACUACAAAAUCGCCACUGACUGGCAAUCCGCAGGUGGACUACAAGUUUGACCCAAACUUGCCGAGGGAGUUGAAUGGCUUCAAUUUGAGUGAAUAUCCAUUCUUUAGUUCUGUCCGCAGACCGCGUCCAAGAAGGCGCGCUUAUGAUGACGACGAUUACGACGAAUAUGACGAUUAUGGUUCCUAUGACGAAGAGCCAUCUCGAAGGGAGAUAAAUAAGAAGCGAAGACCGAACCGGCAACGGGAAAAAUAUGACGACGGAGGCUUUGAAGAUAAAGCGCCAAAUACAAAGCGCACUCCUACGGAAGAACCAACUUUGCCCUCAAAACCAAAUAAAUCGGUAUUUGAACAGCCCAGAAAAGCACCGCGCAUCAAGCCACCGGUGCCAUUAAGUGAAAAGGAAAAGUACGCUCGACCUGCUGCACCACUACCACGAGAAAGGGAAAGAGAAAGAGAUGGCGGUGGAAGGAGGAAAAUCAGGCGUCAACUGGGCCCAAGAAGACCCUCUUAUGAUGACGACGAUUACGAAUAUGACGAUUAUGGUUCCUAUGAGGAUGAGCCAUCGCGAAGGAAAUAAAUAGGAAGUGAAGGACAAAACGGCAACGAGAUCGCAUUUUUUUCGGCCAUUAAUUGCAAAGAGGAAAAAUUUUGGGAUUUACAAGUCGAACUGGAAAUAUAAAAUUCAAAA